GCGUGAUCUCCCGAUUUCGUGCUUUCUGCAUACACAUAUACAUCACAGGGGCCGCACAGCUCUAAUUGCCUAAUAAUAGCAGACCCUGCAGAGAGCAGCAGGGAAACAUGAUGGAACCUUCUCCAAAAAAAGCCAGGCGGGAGACAACCCUGAUCCGUGUCUGUGAUCAGUUCACACGGACAGAGGUCGGCAUUAUAUGUCCUGUUAUCAAAGCAGAUAACUCUGUACGAGUCCUCUACAAACUCCAAAAGGAAUUACUAAGAAAAGUGAUUGAAGAAGCCGGGAUGAUGUUCGGAUUGACUGUGCGGGAGAUUGAUCUAGUUCCAUCAGCUUCAAGCACAGAGAAUGAAGGCAACUUGUUCAUUGAAUUUUUUGGACCACAGCGCAAUGAUUACAGGAGCUUGGAGGAAAGACUGCAAUCACAAUUAACAGACAAAUUAAAAGUAAAGUCCAUUGAAGUACACAAAGUUCCAGACAGAAGCCAAGUCAUCCCACAGCCAAUUAUUUCAGAAUUUGACUUUGAAAUGUGUAAACUGAAGCUGUGCUCCAAAGAACUUGAUAAAAUAUCAGAAGAAUCUCCAGAACGAGCUGACCUAUUCAUUGCAGCUGAUAACAUGAAAUCAGAGUUGGAAGAGCUAAGAGAGAACUACACCAAGUUUGCUUUGUUGUCUCAAAAUGGUAGAGGAAAAAGUUACAUCCUCAACCUCCUGAUGCUUAUGACAGCGGAUAACGAAGAGGAAUAUUUAAAAAACAACAAGAAUUUAAACUUACCACAGGACUUUAAAGAUAAUACAUUGUUGGAAAACUUAACUGAAGCGGAUCAUACGAAUCUCCCAGAAGUGGUGAAAGACUUCAUUAAAUCAGUUGCAAACAAGAAAAAGGAUUUCAAAACAUUAUUGCAGUGUGUUUGUCACCAGCUACCAAAUGUCACGAACAUUGAUUCAUCAUUGAAAUCUCUUUCAAGAAUUGAAAGUUACUUUUCCAGCAAUGCAAGAUUUAACAUUGACCCCUACUUUCUCCCACAGAAAGGAAUUGUGGGAAACUAUGAAUCUACAACAAAAUGUAUCAUUCAUUUGAGAUAUGGAAGUCUUUAUCAAAUGAAAGUGGACUAUUUUAGUGAUGAAGAACUUAAACAACAAUUAUUUGAGCUGGUCGCAAUGGAUAAAUGCGACAACACAAACGAAAAUGAAAACAUAAAAGAAAAAGCUCAGGAAUGCCUACAAGCGAGAUAUGAAAUUCUAACUGAUGAAAUAUUUUCUAAUACUAAUAAGGACACAUUACGCACCCCUGAUGACAUCCCACUUUCAAAUGAAGUUUUGGAAUUUGCAGGAAAAACAGAAUUAUAUCUGGGACUAGGUAGAAAUUCUACACAUGAUCGUCUUGCCAUACAGAGUGCUCUGAAGGGACUGACAAAUCCUCAAGAAGAUGAUGAAAGUAAGACUGAAGAAAUGAAAAAGAGGAUUGCUGCUGUCAAAGAAAUUGUAAUCUAUGUGCCCUGCAAAAUAUUGUAUGGUGGCAAGGAAAUACUAGAGAUGCCUGGAACAGAUGAUUCGGAUCCAAUUGCUAUGGAUUUCAUUAGAAAUGCUCUUGAGGAGGUGGAUGCAGUGAUUCUGAUUACAGAAAAUGGCUUUAAAAUAUGUGAAAAAGAAGUUAAAGACAUGUUGUCUGAGAGCAGAUUUCUUCAAAAAUGCAUGGAUGACCCAGACAAUUACAAACUCCUGCUCCUUACAUACCCAGAAAAGAAUUCGAAAUGGCAGUUUGGAGUUCGUGACAAAGAUAAAAUACAGAAACUAGAGCAUGAAGAAAAAAAGAAAAGAGACAAAGAGCUAAAGGAAGUGAGAAAAAUGUUAAAUAUGGAGUCGGAUUCCUUUCAUGAAGAAUACAUUUUUACAUCAUACAUCUUGCCAGUCCUGCAUACUUCAAUCCUUGCACAAAAGGGGACAGAAUAUAAGGUCAUCGCUGAGAAUGAGAAGUUUUUGAAGAUCACUGGAAUAAAAAAUCUCAUUAUCCAGCUUGACGAGUUCGUGUUAUCAAGACAAAAAAACAGUUUUAAUGAGGUGAGGUUACAGCUUUCACAUUUUCACAGAGAAAUAAAUGGUGAAAUAAACAGGGAAGAGGCCAGAAAAAUAGUACAGACAUUAUCCGUUAAAAGUUUUAAAACCACAUUUGAAGAUUCCCUAAAUGAAAGAAGUGAACAAUUAGAGAUUAAGCUAAGGAAAAAUAUAGAGCAAAUGCUGUGUGAUUACGUAAAAGAACUGGUAAAUGGAAUUUUACCUGAAAUAGAAUCAAAAGCAGUGGCUAAGUGGAAAUCUGCUCAGGAUCAAGUAACUACAAUUGGUGUGUACAGUCCAUACUUUUGUGGUAAAAACCCUAUAUACAAGGUGUGUCUGUUCAACAUUCUUUUUGAUGACCUGGCAAUAGAACAAAACUCCAUUUUCACUGCAAUUUUAGAUAAGAUUAAUCAGUUGCUUGACAACUACAAGAUCACAGCAAUAGCUCAUUUUACUAAAGAGCUAAAUACCUUGCUAAUUAAUCUGGGCAGUGAAACUAAAGUUACAUCAGAAUUUGUGAAAGGAGUCAUUGAGGAUGUCCUGACCGAUGCACUGAAGUGGUACCUGGGUAAGAAAAAACUUCCAUUCAGUCAGAAGACAAUGAAAAAAUAUAUGGAAAAAAGUCAAAGGAGCAGUCUACAGGACAUCAUAUUGAAACCUAAUUUUAAAAAAAGUUCUUUGGAAGAGUCCAAGAAGAGAACAUCAGGUGAUAUUGCAAAAUGCUUUGCGCAAAUGAGAAAGGAUUUUAUUCAACGUCUUUUAGAUCUCCAUGGCCAGAGGUUUGGAACCUUUCAUGGAAAACUUUGGUUGCGUAAUGGAUCUUCAAAAAUUUGGCAGCAGUUGAUAUCGCACAUAAGAUCAUUGUCCAGAGACCGAGAUUUGGACAAUCAAAGUGACACAAUUAACAGACUGAUAAUAAUGCUAUCAGUAGAGUUCAACUAGGAGGUUAACUACAGAUGACCGGACUUUUCCAUUCUGGACCCAGAAAGAAGAAAAAGUCAUUAAUACCUUGUUUUUUAUUACAUACUUUACAUUUCUCUAGUACUAAUACAAAUAUUGCAACUGUAGUUGAGCAUUAUUACUAUUUUAGAUUUACUAACAAGAGAUUAUUAAGAAAAAAAAUUUUUUUACUGUAUUUUCCAACAUUUUGAUGUUGCCACAAAAUCUGCUUUCUUUCACUCUGCCUCACUUUGUAGUAAUGUUCUAAGGCUUAGCGUUGGAGAGAGAUAAAGUGGACAGAGAUAAAGUACCAACCAAUCAGCUCCUACAUUUGAUAUUUCAAACACAGUCUGUUACAUGGCAGUUAAAAACUGAUUGGCUGGUACUUUCUCCACUUUAUCACUCUCCAAGGCAUACCACAUCACCUGACAAGCACACCACAUAGACAUCUCAUUCAUAUUUACAGUGUGGGCAUUAUACAUGUGUUGUAUUUACCUUGUGAGAAAUGUGUUUAGGUGAGCCGCUUAAUAAGUGCACAAAAUGGAGUUUUAUAUGAAAUGCGUAAUCAUAGUUCUAAGAUGGUAAACGGCUCUCCUUAUAUAGCCCUAUUCUACAAUGGCUCCUUUCAUGUAUGCUUCCAGUUAUUUUAUCCUAUAAAAGGUAAUGGCUUUUUUAAGAAUUAGUACUAAGAUGAGCCUAUCACACUGUGCCUUUUGGUCUAGCCAAUUGGUCUGAAGUAUGGUAUGAUAAUUUAUGCAUUCUUAUACGCAUUAUUGCAUGUUUCCUUCUGUUAUGGAAAUAACAUAAUUCAUAAUAAAAAAACUGAUCUUCUUGGGACACAA
Pseudophryne corroboree (corroboree frog) is the source of this 3832-nucleotide messenger RNA. RefSeq lists its product as uncharacterized. Lineage: Eukaryota; Metazoa; Chordata; Amphibia; Anura; Myobatrachidae. The transcript has 23 exons. The record is from RefSeq and is a predicted model, not a curated record. Bases 108 to 2993 code for a protein of 961 amino acids.